UUUUGGACACUGAAAAACAUGCGCUACUGAAGAAAACAGAGAGUCCAAAAACAGAGUCGGUCACCAAAACCACAAAAAUUCUCAUCCAAUUACCAUGGAUUCAUUCUUCUUUCCCUCCCCAAAUUCAAUUUCAUCUCCGGAGUCCUCUUUUGGGUCACCGGAAUCUUUCUCUCAGAGCUUUUCAUUCAAUAACAGCUCUCUUCCUUUCAAUGAAAAUGACUCGGAAGAAAUGCUUCUGUACGGACUAAUAGCUGAGGCCACACAAGAAGCUACGUCUACCAAUAGAGUUAAGGAAGAAGAGGUGAGUUGGGGAAUUGAGGAGAAUCCGAGUAAAGAAAAAUCCUAUAGAGGAGUUAGGAGGAGGCCAUGGGGGAAGUUUGCGGCAGAAAUAAGGGAUUCAACUAGACAUGGGAUUAGGGUUUGGUUAGGGACAUUUGAUAGUGCAGAAGCAGCUGCUUUGGCUUACGAUCAAGCUGCUUUUUCAAUGAGGGGUUCAUCGGCUAUACUCAAUUUUCCGGUGGAAAGGGUUCAAGAAUCUCUAAGAGAGAUGAAGUGUGGCAUGGAGGAAGGGUGUUCACCGGUGGUGGCACUCAAGAGAAAACACUCCAUGAGGAAGAAAAUGAUAAACAAGAAGAAGAAAGAGAGAGAAGUGAGGAUAGAAAAUGUGGUGGUGUUGGAAGAUUUAGGAGCUGAUUAUUUGGAAGAGCUUUUAAGUUCAUCUGAUCAAAACACCGCUAGGCCUUGGUGAAUGAAUAAAAACUCCAGUUUCAGAGGCCUUAGUCUUGUUUAUUUUUUUCUUUUAAUUAUGUGUUUCUUCUUUUAAUUUUUUUUUUUCUUGUUUUUCUUUAGUUUAUGUUUUAUACAUAAUGAUAGGAGAUGUAGAAACUAAGAAGUAUGAUUUAUACAUCUUUAGAUUUUUGUAAUUUUGAAUCCCAAAACCUCCCUUUUUUGAAGGCUAUUGGCUAAUUAUGUAUGUAGUUAUGUUAUUUGCUUCAAGCUGAAAAUAUCAAGUUCUAAUUAAUGUUUGAACUAUAGAAUAC
Molecule: messenger RNA, 1040 nt
Organism: Pistacia vera
Lineage: Eukaryota; Viridiplantae; Streptophyta; Magnoliopsida; Sapindales; Anacardiaceae
Product: ethylene-responsive transcription factor 1B-like
Exons: 1
Coding region: 95-748 (217 amino acids)
Biological process (GO): regulation of DNA-templated transcription; ethylene-activated signaling pathway
Molecular function (GO): DNA-binding transcription factor activity; DNA binding
Source: RefSeq, a predicted model, not a curated record